This is a messenger RNA of Batrachochytrium dendrobatidis JAM81, 2496 nucleotides long. RefSeq lists its product as uncharacterized. Gene Ontology annotation, cellular component: cytoplasm; nucleus; cytosol. The transcript has 7 exons. The record is from RefSeq and is a predicted model, not a curated record. Gene Ontology annotation, molecular function: protein serine/threonine kinase activity; ATP binding. NCBI's taxonomy places the organism in Eukaryota, Fungi, Chytridiomycota, Chytridiomycetes, Rhizophydiales. Bases 1 to 2496 code for a protein of 831 amino acids. Gene Ontology annotation, biological process: protein phosphorylation; negative regulation of glycogen biosynthetic process; intracellular signal transduction.
AUGUUGCGUCUCGCAUCAAAGGCUGACCUUGAUGGACCAAACACGCUCAAUUCUCACGAUGCAUCGACCUUGAAUGAUGAUAACUCAUCCUAUACUGCAACCAACAGCAUUUCAAGCCAAGCGCAUUUUCCUCCUAGGGCUUCAGGAAAUCUUCGUAGCAAGGGAAGGUUUACCAACAGCUUAUCCAACAUCUCAUCCUACUGGAAACAUAUGGGUAAAGAUUCUAUAGAUUCAUCGCAAAACCAUUUUAUAAACGACUCAAAGCCACUCAAGGAACGAUCUUGGUCUUCGUUUCUGCAAGACGUAAUCAGCAAACGUGCCACUUUGACAAAUGAAGCUAAACUCGAAAAAGAUUCGAAUUCAUCCUCUAUACUAGGCAUUUCAGCUCCAUCUGGGCUGAAUCCUAAAACACCAAAACUAUAUCGAUUUUCGAGCUUGCGAAGUCCAGCUGCAAUUUUGAGUCGUGCUACAGGUAAUAUUGGAAAAUCUAAUGAACCAUUCGAUGGUGGAAAACCAGUAUCUCGAGGAUGGAGCUUCAGAUCCAAGCUGGACGUAUCUGUUACACACCAUAACGUGGAAAACCAAUGCGAUAUUUCACAUCCAUACUCUAAACCGCUAGAUUCAAAUAACCAAGCAGAAACUUCAAAUGCUAUUUGUAAUCAUUCCUUUAAUUUGGAUUCUAAACGCACCAAAUCUCCAGUUAUUCCAACCAGAAAAUCAUCUUCAGCUAUACCAUAUAGUAACCAGUUGCACUCAAUGGCACGUUCAGAUUUGCCCACGUCUGCUAAAAACGAUCAUUGCGUGUCUACACCCAUCAAACAUGAUAAAAAAAGGCUGGAGCUUAAUAUAUUCAAGGGAGCAGGUAAACUAAUUUCUUCAUCGACAGUAGCCGCUGCUCCAGAAGCACCAUCUGGAAUGGCUCAAAGUGUCAAGAGUGCAAAAGUUGCUGUUUUUAAACGGUCUCAGUCAAUUCCUCGAAAACCAGUUACUCUUGAUAUGUCCAAGUAUGACAAAUAUGCUUUAUCCAAUACACUUGAAAUGUCACGGUUAGAUUGUAGCAAUUCGGCAACUCAACCGCUUGUUACUGUUUCCGAAAAAACCGAGGAAAAAUUCCAUUUAGCUGCAGACAAAAAUCCUGAAUCUGGUGAAAACCCUCCAGUAAUAAGUGGAUCUAACAUAGAAACUUUAAAGCCGCCUUUGAUAAUUGUCAAGGCCAAGAAAUUCUCUCCAAGUGCGACUGACCAUCAAGUACCAGUAGUCCGAGAUUCUGUUCAACCUUCAAAACCAUUGCCCGAGUUUCCAAAAAACAAAUCUGGAGCUCCUGCACCUGCUUCUGGCUCUUUGACUGCGGCUGACCGAGAAGAAAUUGAGCGAACUAAAAGACAGCAUGACUUGGCUUGUUUAAUGAAUGGAAGCAAAAAGCUCAGUCAUGCAUUUCAUAGCAAAUAUACUCUUGGUGACAUGCUUGGUGAUGGUGCAUUUGGAUUCGUCGUCACUGCAUUCCAAAAAUUAGACAAUCGCGAGAUAGCAAUCAAGUUUAUUGCCAAAUCCAAAAUUGCUCGUAAUCUUUGGGUUCCAUUUAACGAAGCGACAAAAGAUCCUGUUCCUUUAGAAGUUGCAUUGUUGCAUCGAUUAAAGCAUCCUAAUAUUAUUCAAUAUAUCGACUACCUUAACGAAGAAAAUUACGUGCUUCUUGUUACCGAAUUGCAUGGCACAUCAUGGGACUCUGUACCUUCUCCGGGGAAAAAAGAAAAAGAUGAAGAAGGGAUAAAUAGGCUUGUGCGUGUAAAAAGUUUAGGAUCUACCAAAACCACAAACACUUCAAACCCAAUUGCUGUGACCAAAACAGCUCCUACAACCACACUCAAUUUUGGAAAGGCGGGUGUAGUCAAAAAGCGUACUAGUUGUGAUUUAUUUGAGUGCAUUGAUGCUCAUACUUGCAUUCCUGAAAAUAUUGCAAGGCAUAUUUUUGCACAGAUUGCCAUGGUUGUGGAGUAUUUAAAUUCAAAUGGUAUAGUUCAUCGCGAUUUGAAAGACGAGAAUAUUGUGAUCAAUUCUGAUUACUGUAUCAAGCUGAUUGAUUUUGGCUCUGCUUCACGUAUUCCUCAAAAGGUUGAAGACUAUUUUUCAAAAUUCAAUGGUACUGCACACUUUGCAUCUCCGGAAAUUGCUAGAGGAAAUUCAUAUCGUGGUCCAGAGGCCGAGAUUUGGGCAUUGGGAGUUUUGUUGUAUACGAUAAUUUUUGGAGAAAAUCCAUUUCAAAAUAGAGCAGAGAUCAUAAAGGGAACAUUUAGUUUUCCAAUGAAAAUCAACUCUGACUUGAAAAAUCUUUUGGAAAGCAUGCUUUGUUAUGAAAUGACAAAGCGAGCUACAAUCAAUGAUGUUCUUAAUCAUCGAUGGCUUGAAUCGGAAGUAAAGAUGCUCAAAGCAAAUUACAGAGCCAAAAGCAGAUCUCAAGCUGCUUCUCAAACAAUUGCCAAUGACACCUCAAACUAA